AUGGUCUCUGCGCUCUUGCUCCUCGGUGCUCUCCCCAUCGCGUCUGCGUAUCCCUGGGACGCGCCGUCCGCCUCCCCGUAUGCGGGUUCGGCCACCAGCGACGUAUAUCCACCUCCGACAGCGACAUUCUCGAGCUAUGAGACAUACUUUCCGGACGAGGAGCAGGUUGGCUUUGCUGGUCCUACACCCACCGGUGCUGAGCCAGACGCCAUCCAGACGGCCCCUGCCGCUGCCAUGAAAGUGGACACCUACCCUCUCAUCAACCCGUACACGGGUGAACCGGGCGUUAACCCCGAGUUCAACCCGAUGCGCUACUGGGGGAAUCUUGCUCCUUGGUGGUCCGUUGGAGGCGCGUUUGGGCUCCCUGACACGACCCCACAAAUCCCCGAAAGCUGCGAGCUCACGCAGGUGCACCUUCUCCAGCGCCACGGUGCGCGCUACCCCACCGAUGGCUCAGGCCCGAGUCAGUUCGCCGCGACCUUGAACUCGAUCGCGAAUAGUACUGGCUUCACCGCUACUGGUCCGCUCGCCUUUUUAAACACUUGGACGUACAAACUCGGCGCGGAGGUUUUGACGCCGUUUGGUAGGCAGCAACUAUACGACCUCGGCGCUGCGUUCAGGGUCAAGUAUGGUGAAUUGUUGAAUGGUUUCGAGGGUCUUCCGGUGUUUCGUACCACAUCUGAAGAUCGUAUGGUUCAGUCCGGCCUGAACUGGGCUGCCGGAUUCUUCGGUGUGCAAGAAUACUCGACUUCCUACUAUGAGGAAAUCAUAAUUGAGGAGGAUGGGUAUAACAAUACUCUUGCCCCAUGGAACGCAUGCCCCAACGGCAACAAUGAUAUCUACGAGAUGGGCUCAUGGUAUCAGGGUAACUGGACGGAAGUGUACCUCAAGGACACCGUGAAGCGUCUGCAACAGUAUAUUGACGGUGUCGAGCUGGAUACUUCGAACGUGUAUAUCAUGCAAGAGCUGUGCGCGUACGAGACCGUGUCGAUUGGCUACUCUGCAUUCUGUGACUUGUUCACUGAGGAGGAAUGGGAGGGCUUCGAGUACUCCCUCGAUGUUCAAUUCUGGUACGGCUACGGCCCUGGAAAUCCCGCUGGUUCCGCGCAGGGCAUUGGCUAUGUCCAGGAACUCGUUUCGCGUCUCACCGAGACUCUACUAACCGAAUUCAACACCACCACAAACGGUACUCUAGAUGGUAACACUGUUACAUUCCCGCUUGAUCAGCCGAUCUACAUGGACGCUACCCACGACACUGUCAUUGCAUCUAUCAUCACGGCCAUGAACUUCACUACAAUGGCCAGGAACGGACCUCUUCCGGUCGACCACAUUCCAGCUGAUCAGACGUACUUCACGAACCUUAUUGCUCCGUUUGCGUCGAAUCUCGUCGGUCAGGUCAUGACUUGCCCUGUUUCACCCGGUUCUUCACACACAGAAAAGUACAUUCGCUUCUUGCUCAACGACGGGCCCGUCCCGCUCACGGGCAUUGCACACUGCGAGACGCCUAACAAGGACGGGCUGUGUCUCCUUGACAACUUCAUCGCGGGCAUGCAGCAGCGUAUUCAGGAAGUGAACUUCCAGUAUGACUGCUUCGCGAAUUACCCGCCUCCAUACCCUGAUUUACUCACUAACGGACGGAUGUGGAUCUGA
Molecule: messenger RNA, 1650 nt
Organism: Fibroporia radiculosa
Lineage: Eukaryota; Fungi; Basidiomycota; Agaricomycetes; Polyporales; Fibroporiaceae
Exons: 8
Coding region: 1-1650 (549 amino acids)
Molecular function (GO): acid phosphatase activity
Source: RefSeq, a predicted model, not a curated record